CUGGUUUUGACACUCAUAACUAUUGCCACGUAUUUUUUAAAUAGAAACCCUAGGAUAUAAACAUUUUUAUACGUAAAAAUGGAAGGAUCCUUAUUGGAACCAACUCUUUAUACUGUAAAAGGUAUUCUUAUCUUGGAUAAUGAUGGGCAAAGAAUUCUUGCAAGAUACUAUGCUAAAAACAUAUUCCCAACUCCAAAAGAACAAAAAGCCUUUGAAAAAAACCUAUUUAACAAAACUCAUCGUGCAAAUGCAGAAAUUAUAAUGCUUGAUGGCCUAACAUGUGUAUAUAGAAGUAAUGUUGAUUUGUUCUUUUAUGUUAUGGGUAGUUCUCAAGAAAAUGAGUUAAUUCUAAUGAGUGUACUAAAUUGUUUAUAUGAUACUGUUAGUCAAAUACUUAGGAAGAAUGUCGAAAGAAGGGGUGUUUUGGAUUAUUUAGAUAUUAUAAUGUUGGCAAUUGAUGAAAUUUGUGAUGGGGGCAUAAUUUUGGAUGCCGACCCUAGCUCGGUAGUAUCUAGAGUGGCAUUAAGAGGUGAAGACAUUCCUUUAUCAGAGCAAACUGUAGCACAGGUAUUUCAAUCUGCAAAAGAACAACUAAAAUGGUCAUUGCUUAAAUAGGAUUAUGUAUGUUCAUAUUUUAAUUAUCCUUGUAAGUUUAUAUUAUUUAAAUAGUAUUUAAAUGUGAAAUUAAUUAAUGUAUUUUCAAUC
This is a messenger RNA of Brassicogethes aeneus, 705 nucleotides long. The record is from the annotation of a GenBank genome assembly. NCBI's taxonomy places the organism in Eukaryota, Metazoa, Arthropoda, Insecta, Coleoptera, Nitidulidae.